Pteropus alecto (black flying fox) is the source of this 6428-nucleotide messenger RNA. It is a transcript of the gene SF3B1, whose product is annotated as splicing factor 3b subunit 1. Gene Ontology annotation, biological process: spliceosomal complex assembly. The record is from RefSeq and is a predicted model, not a curated record. Gene Ontology annotation, molecular function: mRNA binding. Bases 198 to 4211 code for a protein of 1337 amino acids. The transcript has 26 exons. NCBI's taxonomy places the organism in Eukaryota, Metazoa, Chordata, Mammalia, Chiroptera, Pteropodidae. Gene Ontology annotation, cellular component: U2-type prespliceosome; U2 snRNP; catalytic step 2 spliceosome.
CCGCUCUGGAACUGGUCCUGGAAUUCGCCAACUGCCGCCGUUUUCUUAGGUGCUGCUUUUCUGUCGCGAGGCCUGGCACAUGAGCGCAGCCCUGGGGCGAGAGGAAGUCGGAUGUUCUCUUUGUUAAUUAUGUAACUGUCCAAACCGGUGGCUACUCUGUCACGUGUCACUCGACGGAGCGCGCUUCCGCUUGGCGCAUGCGCAUAGGGCAGCGCAAGCUAUUUUUCUCCGUGGCAGCGGCGGCGAGCGGAAGUUCUAGGGAGCGCUACUUCCGUCUGUGUGUUCGAGUGGACAAAAUGGCGAAGAUUGCCAAGACUCACGAAGAUAUUGAAGCACAGAUUCGAGAAAUUCAAGGCAAGAAGGCAGCUCUUGAUGAAGCUCAAGGAGUGGGCCUUGAUUCUACAGGUUAUUAUGACCAGGAAAUUUAUGGUGGAAGUGAUAGCAGAUUUGCUGGAUAUGUCACAUCAAUUGCUGCAACUGAACUUGAAGAUGAUGACGAUGACUACUCAUCAUCUACAAGUUUGCUUGGUCAGAAGAAGCCGGGAUAUCAUGCCCCUGUGGCAUUGCUUAAUGAUAUACCGCAGUCAACAGAACAGUAUGAUCCAUUUGCUGAGCACCGACCUCCGAAGAUUGCAGACCGGGAAGAUGAAUACAAAAAGCACAGGCGGACCAUGAUAAUUUCCCCAGAACGUCUUGAUCCUUUUGCAGAUGGAGGGAAGACCCCUGAUCCUAAAAUGAAUGCUAGGACUUACAUGGAUGUAAUGCGAGAACAGCAUUUGACUAAAGAAGAGAGAGAAAUUAGACAACAACUAGCAGAAAAAGCUAAAGCUGGAGAACUAAAAGUCGUCAAUGGAGCAGCAGCGUCCCAGCCUCCCUCAAAACGAAAACGGCGUUGGGAUCAAACAGCCGAUCAAACUCCUGGUGCCACUCCCAAGAAGCUAUCAAGUUGGGAUCAGGCUGAGACCCCUGGACAUACCCCUUCCUUAAGAUGGGAUGAGACACCAGGUCGUGCAAAGGGAAGUGAGACUCCUGGAGCAACCCCAGGUUCCAAAAUAUGGGAUCCUACACCUAGCCACACACCAGCGGGAGCUGCUACUCCUGGACGGGGUGAUACACCAGGCCACGCCACACCAGGCCAUGGAGGCGCAACUUCUAGUGCUCGUAAAAACAGAUGGGAUGAGACCCCCAAAACAGAAAGAGAUACUCCUGGGCAUGGAAGUGGAUGGGCUGAGACUCCUCGAACAGAUCGAGGUGGAGAUUCAAUUGGUGAAACACCUACUCCUGGAGCCAGUAAAAGAAAGUCACGUUGGGAUGAAACGCCAGCUAGUCAGAUGGGUGGAAGCACUCCUGUUCUGACCCCUGGAAAAACACCAAUUGGCACACCAGCUAUGAACAUGGCUACACCUACUCCAGGUCACAUAAUGAGCAUGACUCCUGAACAGCUUCAGGCUUGGCGAUGGGAGAGAGAGAUUGAUGAGAGAAAUCGCCCACUUUCUGAUGAAGAAUUAGAUGCUAUGUUUCCAGAAGGAUAUAAGGUACUUCCUCCUCCAGCUGGCUAUGUUCCUAUUCGAACUCCAGCUCGAAAGCUGACAGCAACUCCAACACCUUUGGGUGGUAUGACUGGUUUCCACAUGCAAACUGAAGAUAGAACUAUGAAAAGUGUUAAUGACCAACCAUCUGGAAAUCUUCCAUUUUUAAAACCUGAUGAUAUUCAGUACUUUGAUAAACUUUUGGUUGAUGUUGAUGAAUCAACACUUAGUCCAGAAGAGCAAAAAGAGAGAAAAAUAAUGAAGUUGCUUUUAAAAAUUAAGAAUGGAACUCCUCCAAUGAGAAAGGCUGCAUUGCGUCAGAUUACUGAUAAAGCUCGUGAAUUUGGAGCUGGUCCUUUGUUUAAUCAGAUUCUUCCUCUACUAAUGUCUCCAACACUUGAGGAUCAAGAGCGUCAUUUACUUGUCAAAGUUAUUGACAGAAUAUUAUACAAACUUGAUGACUUAGUUCGACCAUAUGUGCACAAGAUCCUUGUAGUUAUUGAACCAUUGUUGAUUGAUGAAGAUUACUAUGCAAGAGUGGAAGGCCGAGAGAUUAUUUCUAAUUUGGCAAAGGCUGCUGGUCUGGCUACUAUGAUCUCUACCAUGAGGCCUGAUAUAGAUAACAUGGAUGAAUAUGUCCGUAACACAACAGCUAGAGCUUUUGCUGUUGUAGCCUCUGCCCUGGGCAUUCCUUCUUUAUUGCCCUUCUUAAAGGCUGUGUGCAAAAGCAAGAAGUCCUGGCAAGCGAGACAUACUGGUAUUAAGAUUGUACAGCAGAUAGCUAUUCUCAUGGGCUGUGCCAUCUUGCCACAUCUGAGAAGUUUAGUUGAAAUCAUUGAACAUGGUCUUGUGGAUGAGCAGCAGAAAGUUCGGACCAUUAGUGCUUUGGCCAUUGCUGCCUUGGCCGAAGCAGCAACUCCUUAUGGUAUCGAAUCUUUUGAUUCUGUAUUAAAGCCUCUAUGGAAGGGUAUUCGCCAACACAGAGGAAAGGGUUUGGCUGCCUUCUUAAAGGCUAUUGGGUAUCUUAUUCCUCUCAUGGAUGCAGAAUAUGCCAACUACUAUACUAGAGAAGUGAUGUUAAUCCUUAUUCGAGAAUUUCAGUCUCCUGAUGAAGAAAUGAAGAAAAUUGUGCUGAAGGUAGUAAAGCAGUGUUGUGGAACAGAUGGUGUAGAAGCAAACUACAUUAAAACAGAGAUUCUUCCUCCCUUUUUUAAACACUUCUGGCAGCACAGAAUGGCUUUGGAUAGAAGAAAUUACCGCCAGUUAGUUGAUACUACUGUGGAGUUGGCAAACAAAGUAGGUGCUGCAGAAAUUAUAUCCAGGAUUGUGGAUGAUCUGAAAGAUGAAGCUGAACAGUACAGAAAAAUGGUGAUGGAAACAAUUGAGAAAAUUAUGGGCAACUUGGGAGCAGCAGAUAUCGAUCAUAAACUUGAAGAACAGCUGAUUGAUGGUAUUCUUUAUGCUUUCCAAGAACAGACUACAGAGGACUCAGUAAUGUUGAAUGGGUUUGGCACCGUGGUCAAUGCUCUUGGCAAACGAGUCAAACCUUACUUGCCUCAGAUCUGUGGUACAGUUUUGUGGCGUUUAAAUAACAAAUCAGCUAAAGUUAGGCAACAGGCAGCUGACUUGAUCUCUCGAACUGCUGUUGUCAUGAAGACUUGUCAAGAGGAAAAAUUGAUGGGGCACUUGGGUGUUGUUUUAUAUGAGUAUUUGGGUGAAGAGUACCCUGAAGUACUGGGCAGCAUUCUUGGAGCACUGAAGGCCAUUGUAAAUGUAAUAGGUAUGCAUAAGAUGACUCCACCAAUUAAAGAUCUGCUGCCUAGACUCACCCCUAUCUUAAAGAACAGGCAUGAGAAAGUACAAGAGAAUUGUAUCGAUCUUGUUGGACGUAUUGCUGACAGGGGAGCUGAAUAUGUAUCAGCAAGGGAGUGGAUGAGGAUUUGCUUUGAGCUUUUGGAGCUCUUAAAAGCUCACAAAAAAGCUAUUCGUAGAGCUACAGUCAACACAUUUGGUUAUAUUGCAAAGGCCAUUGGUCCUCAUGAUGUACUGGCUACACUUUUAAACAACCUCAAAGUUCAGGAAAGGCAGAACAGAGUUUGUACUACUGUAGCAAUAGCUAUUGUUGCCGAAACAUGUUCACCCUUCACAGUACUACCUGCCUUAAUGAAUGAAUACAGAGUUCCUGAACUGAAUGUUCAAAAUGGAGUGUUAAAAUCACUUUCCUUCUUGUUUGAAUAUAUUGGUGAAAUGGGAAAGGACUACAUUUAUGCUGUAACACCAUUACUUGAAGAUGCGUUAAUGGAUAGGGACCUUGUACACAGACAGACGGCUAGUGCAGUGGUGCAACACAUGUCACUUGGGGUUUAUGGAUUUGGUUGUGAAGAUUCAUUGAAUCACUUGUUGAACUACGUAUGGCCCAAUGUGUUUGAGACAUCUCCUCAUGUAAUUCAGGCAGUUAUGGGAGCCCUGGAGGGCUUGAGAGUUGCUAUUGGACCAUGUAGAAUGUUGCAGUAUUGUUUACAGGGUUUGUUUCACCCAGCCCGGAAAGUCAGAGAUGUGUAUUGGAAAAUUUACAACUCCAUCUACAUUGGUUCACAGGAUGCUCUCAUAGCACAUUACCCAAGAAUCUACAAUGAUGAUAAGAACACCUAUAUUCGUUAUGAACUUGACUAUAUCUUAUAAUUUUAUUGUUUAUUUUGUGUUUAAUGCACAGCUAUUUCACACCUUAAACUUGCUUUGAUUUGGUGAUGUAAACUUUUAAACAUUGCAGAUCAGCAUAGAACUGGUCAUAGAGGAAGAGCUAGAAAUCCAGUAGCAUGAUUUUUAAAUAACCUGUCUUUGUUUUUGAUGUUAAACAGUAAACGCCAGUAGCGACCAAGAACACAGUGACUACACACACUAUACUGGAGGGAUUUCAUUUUUAAUUCAUCUUUAUGAAGAUUUAGAAUUCAUUCCUUGUGUUUAAAGGGAAUGUUCAAUUGAGAAAUAAACAUUUGUGUACAAAAUGCUAACUUGUGUGUGUUUUUUGAACAUGACUUGUAAAAUGCGGAACUUGAUAAAGUACUGGUAUGUGUAGAAUAAGUGGCUUAAUUUCAUUUUCUGUCACCUGGUUUAUGGAAAGUAGCAGAAUAUAAACUAUAUAAAGUGAUGGCGUCUUUGUCAAAAUUUCAUUGUUGUGUUGAUAAUGACAAUGAGAAAAGUCGCUUUGGGGGUAUUCAUCUCAAACUAGCACAACCGUUCCAUCACCAUAGAAAAUAUAGCACCUAUGCUGAACUGUCUUGAAUAUUAUUUUGCACUUUCAUAGCGCCUUUCACUUGAUUUCUCAGAAUGCUUUAUGAACAUGAAGUGAUUCAGGUCAUGUCCAACUGUUGACUAGUCUGUUUAGAAAGUGGAGAAGGUAUCUAUUUCAAAACUGCUUUCCGUCUAGUUGGAGUGAGGCUACUUAAGUAAUGCUACUAGAAUAAGACAAUCUGGGCUCUGUUCCAUGUCAUAAGCCACUAUUCAACAUUAUAUUUAGUAAAUACCUGUUGAGCACCUACUGUAUACCAACCACUGUGCUUAGUGUAGGGGAUGCAAAGAUGCCUUUGACCUGCCCCUUGACCUUAAGAAACAAAGUAUAAUGGAAAUGGAACUACAUCUAGGUAUAUAUUACUUAUGUACUGUGAUAUACAAUUGCAGCAGCUAAAAUGUCUAAGUUUGUUUAAUUUUUGCAUUUUGGAAUUAGAUAAAUUGAUGUAUAGGUAGCAAGCGUAAACAAAUGCUGUUAAAUUCUAGAUAAAUGGAGCAUUAGGCAGUACUUAGUAUUUUUUGGCAAAUAUUUUAAGUAUAUUUUGAGCAUUUCCUAAUUUUCAGGCCAAGACUGACUUAGUCCUUCGGCUACCCAUAGCUUUUUUGUUUUGUCUCCCUGUUAGUACUUCUGUGAACUCUAAUGGAAAAUGAGAUUGCAGCAGCAUGUGCAUAGGAUGACUGCCACUGUAAGUAAAACCAUUUUACAGGGACUAGAAAGUUUGUUCCUCGAACUGCUAAAGGGCUCCCUGUUUUGGAGGCUUACAUGAGAAACAGUUAACUGGCUGACUUUUACAGAGCCAAUAUUGAGCAUUAGUUGACUCUCCAGGAAAAAUUUGUAACUCUUUAUUCUUUGAUCUAACUUUGUGACAACAGGUCAAUGUGUACUAAAACAAUUUCCAAAAAUAUUUUCCCAUUCUUAGAAGUUUUUGUAACAGUCCACAUACAACUCGAAAUCUUUCUGUUCACUAAUUACUGUAAAGUGACCUUAAGUAAUUAUGAAUCAUGAAAAAGAACAAUUACAUUUCAAAGCCAGAAUUUGAUUUUAAAUCAGUCUUGAGAAAAUUUAUAUUUUUACUUCCCGUACUAGCAUAAUGUCAAUUUGCUUGGGCCCUUGAUGUUUAUAGGAAAUAACAAUGUUUUGCAGUGACAAUGUGGAGCAAAAGAGACUAGUCACCUUAAGUGACUUUACUGAUGCACGUAAUUUGAGGACAGGUGAGGUAAAUACCGAAGGCUACAACCUUUAAAGUUGGGACCAAAUAGAAGCUCACAGAUGUUCGUAUUUUAUAUGGCUUAUUAUUGAAUAAGGAAAGCAUUUUGUGAUACACUUAAGUGAAAGACGCUAUGUGAAGUUUUAACUAUCUUUCAAAGACUUUCUUUUGCACUUUUCUUUUGGUGUUUCUUAAAGCCAAACUUAAGAAGGAAGAAAUUAAUGUUCUUAAGGGUUGGUGGGUGGGUUUUUCUGUGGGCUUUUGUUGGCUUUUCUGUGGGCCCUCUAAUGGAAUUGAUCUCUUUGGCUGUUCAAUUUUUUUCAUUUUGUAUUUUUAAAAUUUGUUGUAUGGUGCCCUGUGAGCAUCAAGUACCACCAAAUGAAUAAAACUUAUUAUAUCUAAA